AUGGAUGUGCAGGAAAGACAAACAAGGGAACCCCCUGGUAUCUUAAGAUAUGAUGAGGUGGAUCCGAUGCCUUAUGUGAUAAAGAGAAUGGUUCAAAGAUUAAUCCAAUGGAGUAAACUGUUGCCAGACUACAUCUCAAAUAGUUGCAUCAUCAAUAUUUAUGAUGAAGGGCGCUGCAUUCCUCCCCAUAUUGACCAUCAUGAUUUUGUUAUACCCUUUUGCACAGUGGCUUUCAUUAGCAAAAACAAUAUAUUAUUUGGAAAAGAGAUUGAUAUCGUUGGUCAUGGAGAAUUUAGAGGGUCCUUUGAAAUUCCGUUGCCACUGGAAUCAGUGCUGGUCUUAGAUGGGAAUGGUGCUGAUUUAGCUAAACGCUGCAUCCCAGGAGUACGACAUCCCGGAGUUUCCGUAACCUUCAGAAGAAUGAUGGAUGAUAAGAUACCACGAGGGUUCCGUCCAAAUUCUGAACUGGAAGAGUUGGAGCCAUAUGAGUUAUGA
Messenger RNA from Phalaenopsis equestris, 495 nucleotides. Its product is annotated as RNA demethylase ALKBH5-like. Bases 1 to 495 code for a protein of 164 amino acids. Lineage: Eukaryota; Viridiplantae; Streptophyta; Magnoliopsida; Asparagales; Orchidaceae. The record is from RefSeq and is a predicted model, not a curated record. Gene Ontology annotation, molecular function: demethylase activity; mRNA binding. Gene Ontology annotation, biological process: mRNA catabolic process. The transcript has 2 exons.